This is a messenger RNA of Endocarpon pusillum Z07020, 2223 nucleotides long. RefSeq lists its product as uncharacterized. The record is from RefSeq and is a predicted model, not a curated record. Gene Ontology annotation, biological process: protein polyubiquitination; ubiquitin-dependent protein catabolic process; positive regulation of proteasomal ubiquitin-dependent protein catabolic process. The coding region runs from base 1 to 2223 and encodes 740 amino acids. Lineage: Eukaryota; Fungi; Ascomycota; Eurotiomycetes; Verrucariales; Verrucariaceae. Gene Ontology annotation, molecular function: zinc ion binding; ubiquitin conjugating enzyme binding; ubiquitin protein ligase activity. The transcript has 2 exons. Gene Ontology annotation, cellular component: cytoplasm; ubiquitin ligase complex.
AUGGAAGAUGACCCUGGCGCCGCGGAUGAUGAGAGGAUCAUCGAACUUUCAUCUAUCGCGGCAAUCUUUCCUGAGAUAGUUCUCGAUCGUAAUUCGCCCUAUCAAGCUUCCUUAGAUAUUUCUGUCUCACCAGCUGCGCCACUGAAGAUUUGCUUUCAGCACCUUACCGAAACCUCUCUCCUCAAUCUUCCUACACCUCCUACCUCGACAGAGCCGGACACAGAAGAUUUGGAUGCGGCUCUGAAGGAUGGCCCAAGGCAGAAGAACCAAGGGACCGCGGCUGUUCACGAACUGGUUCACCUUCCUUCACUAAACCUCAAAAUAUGUCUGCCUGAAGGAUACCCCGCCGAGACAGCUCCUGUCUUUGAGCUCUCGUCCUGUCCCGCUUGGAUACCUGAAACCACGUUACAGCGUUUGACCAGAGAUGGCGUGAGGCUAUGGGAGGAACUGGGAAGAGAUCAGGUCAUCUUCACGUAUAUCGACCAUCUGCAACAAGCUGCCGAAGCAGGCUUCGAUCUAGCUAAGGACCUGGGACGAGAAUUUACCCUGUCAGGUGAACUCGAGAUUGCUCUUCUGGAUUACGAUCUGAAGUCAAAGCGUGAAGUGUUCGAAAAGGAGACUUUCGACUGCGGUAUAUGCCUGGAGCCCAAGAAGGGUGCUGUUUGCCACCGGCUUCUGCUCUGCUCACACGUUUUCUGCGUUGAAUGCUUACAAGAGUGUUAUAAAAAGUGCAUUGCUGAAGGAGAUGUAGACAAUGUGAAAUGCUUAGAUCCUGGAUGCGGAAAGGACACCAACCCACUUCCACCAAACGAGCAAGCUCACCAAGGACGGACGGCAGCAAGACGGAGAAGAAGACAAGAUCCAACGCUGAGCCCAAGUGAGCUCUUACAGAUACCCCUCGCCGAGGAAGUCGUGCAACGCUAUGUGCACCUUAAACGCAAGAAGAAACUUGAGUCGGAUAAGAACACCGUGUACUGUCCUCGACAGUGGUGCCAGGGUGCUGCUCGGUCCAAGAAAUACCCUAAACCGAUCGAUCCCAUGCACGACGCUGCAGAUGUCACAUCAGACUCGGAUGAAGAUCCCCAGGACACUUCAAAUAAAGGUUCUAAGGAAUCAAAGACCCAGGAGAUACCGAUGUCUGAGCGCCUGUGCAUAUGUGAAGACUGCAGCUAUGCAUUCUGUUCUGUCUGCAAAAAGGGCUGGCAUGGCGAAUUGACUUCUUACAGCCUGUGCAACCCUCGUUCUGAAAAGGAGCUCACCGAAGAGGAAAAAGCAACCGCGGAAUACCUUGCGCUACAUUCGACGCCAUGUCCAACUUGCUCUGCCCCUUGUCAAAAGACAAUGGGAUGCAACCAUAUGAUUUGCUUCAAAUGUCGCACUCACUUCUGCUAUCUCUGCAGCAGCUACCUCAUGGAGUCCAACCCUUAUCAACACUUUAAUGACAAGCACAAUCAAUGCUAUAUGCGCCUCUGGGAGUUGGAAGACGGGGACGAUGAAAACGCGCAAGUUGUUGCAUGGGACAUACCGCCAGACGGGCUAGCCUUCGACUCUGACUCCGACGACGACGAUCUUUCUGAUGAUGAUGAUGACGAGAGAGACAUCAAUUGGUUUGAGCGAAACCCUUUACGUCGUGAUGAUGACGAUGCUGCACACUUCUCGGACGAAGAGGAGAUUGGCCAAGAGCCUGUGCAAAGAGGCAGAGAGCGUCUUGCGGCUCCAGCGGACUUCCCCAUCAAGGUCCGCCUCCACCGGCACCAGCUCCACCACGCCUUGGCGGCGGAGCACGCCAACCGUGGUGGCCAACCACUACCUCAACCUCGAAACCGAAAUCCAAAUCAGAACCAGGCUCGGGGCCGUGGCCGAGGUCGAGGUGGCGGACGUGCCCCUCCACCACCACGUGCGGCUGCCCCCGAACCAGCACGUGAACGACGAUUUCCUAUCCACCCGGCCCCACCAUCCGAGAAUGAAAGCGACAGUUCCGACACCGAAGACGAAGUCCCCAUUCGCUUCCCCCGUGGCGCCGCCCCAGCACCCGCACCGGGUCAAGGCAACGAUGGCCAGCAGCAACCCGCCAUGCUACGCCACAUGGGUAUUGACCGCUUCCUGGCAUUGGCAGAACAGGAUCAGGAAGACGAGUGGGAUAGCGAUGAGCUUGAGGAGGAGGUGUUGGAUGUGGUGGAAGAGCGGAGGAGGAGGGCGGCCAACAGGCGGAUCUGGGGUUGA